UUAUUGUCAUCGCUCAAGGCUCAUCUGUCAGUUCACAGUUCUAUCGGUAAAUUGAUAUCGUUCGAGUGUAAAACGCAAAUCUUAAUCAAUUGAUAAAAAUCUACUACACUCAUGUUGUUGUCUCUAAAGAAACUGUUAAAAUGGAAUACAACAAAAACCUCAGAAACCAAAAAUUAUCAAAAAUCUUUAUUAUUGGCAGGUUUUAUUGGCCUACUUGAAGAUGUUUUAUUUUGGAGAAAAUUGUGGCUAUCUUUGUUCUUUAUGUUUGUGCUGAACAUUUUGUUUUUUGUGAGUGUUCAUAGACAAAUCAGCCUGUUCAAAUUUGUGUUAUGUUUUUGCAUUACAAUUCUUAUUAUUGAUGCAUUUGAGAGCUGGUUAAAAUACAAACACAGAACAACAUGUUUAAAACGGUUGGCGAAUUAUGAAAGCAAGCAAUUAACUAUGGCAGCAGGCAAAUUUAACCAGUGGCUUAAAAAUAAAUGGAAUGAUUUACUGUAUUUAAGGGAAACUAACCACACUAAAGCAUUCAUAUUAGUCAAUAUUAGUUUGGUCAUUGUUUUUCUAACUGCAAAAUACAUAAAUGGCUAUGUACUAACUUAUUUGAUGCUUAUGUUAAUAUGCAUCUUUUAUAAAGCAAUAUUGCCAUUAUUAAAAGCAGUCAAGAAUAUCAAACAGGAUUUCGAAUCUGAUAAUGAGCUGGAGGGUCUCAUACCAGAAGUGUCUGAAGGUGAUAUUAAAAUAUUAUCUAUGGAACCAGAACCAGCAUCAACACCAGAUGAAAGACAAAUUUAUGAUUAUUGGAAACCUGAGGAAGUUCCAUUGGCAGAAUGCAGUGACAGUUCCGACAAUAGCAGCUCAUUAGUAACAAAUCUUUCAAUGGAGAAAAUGCACAAUUUGGAAAAAGAUGUUGAAUCAUCUGACAACAGUGAUGACGAAUAUAUACCUCUAGAUCAACAAAAGGAACAAUUAAAAACUACUUUGGAAUUAGUAGAAUCCUCAAGUUCCUGGAGCAGUAGUGCUUACAAUACAUUUUGGAAUUUUACUGGAGCAGUUGCAAAUAUGAUGCAAAAGGAGCCAGAAGACAGCAAAAGAAAGCGACUACUCAGUGCAGAUUCAUCAGAUGGCUUUGAAAUGAUUGAUAAAAAUGAUUUAACUUAACAUAUCAAAUAAUAAGGUGCAAGAAAUAGUUUUUCAUCAGUAAUUAUUUAUUAUAUGGUUUGUCAGCA
Molecule: messenger RNA, 1226 nt
Organism: Trichoplusia ni (cabbage looper)
Lineage: Eukaryota; Metazoa; Arthropoda; Insecta; Lepidoptera; Noctuidae
Exons: 6
Coding region: 112-1158 (348 amino acids)
Source: RefSeq, a predicted model, not a curated record